This is a messenger RNA of Vicugna pacos (alpaca), 1957 nucleotides long. RefSeq names its product asparagine synthetase (glutamine-hydrolyzing) (gene ASNS). The record is from RefSeq and is a predicted model, not a curated record. NCBI's taxonomy places the organism in Eukaryota, Metazoa, Chordata, Mammalia, Artiodactyla, Camelidae. Gene Ontology annotation, molecular function: asparagine synthase (glutamine-hydrolyzing) activity. Gene Ontology annotation, cellular component: cytosol.
ACAUGAUGAAACUUCCCGCACGCAUUACAGGAGCCAGGCGGCUAUAAAGCAGGUGGUGAGAGGACGCUCGCCCCCGCCGGCAAACAGCUGCCCCGGAGCUUCUUGCCCACCCAGAGAAAGCCUGUAGCUCCGUCACCAUGUGCGGCAUUUGGGCCCUCUUUGGCAGCGAUGACUGCCUUUCCGUUCAGUGUCUAAGUGCUAUGAAGAUUGCACAUAGGGGUCCAGAUGCAUUUCGUUUUGAGAAUGUCAAUGGAUACACCAACUGCUGCUUUGGAUUUCACCGGUUGGCGGUAGUUGACCAGCUGUUUGGAAUGCAGCCAAUCCGAGUGAAGAAAUAUCCUUAUUUGUGGCUCUGUUAUAACGGUGAAAUCUACAACCACAAGAAGCUGCAACACCAUUUUGAAUUUGAAUACCAGACCAAAGUGGAUGGUGAGAUAAUCCUUCAUCUUUAUGACAAAGGAGGAAUUGAGCAAACAAUUUGUAUGUUGGAUGGGGUGUUUGCAUUUAUUUUACUGGAUACUGCCAAUAAGAAAGUGUUCUUGGGCAGAGAUACCUAUGGAGUCAGACCUCUGUUUAAAGCCAUGACAGAAGAUGGAUUUUUGGCCGUGUGUUCAGAAGCUAAAGGUCUUGUUAACUUGAAGCACUCCAUGACUCCUUUUUUAAAAGUGGAGCCUUUCCUCCCAGGACACUAUGAAGUUUUGGAUUUAAAGCCAAAUGGCAAAGUUGCGUCAGUGGAAAUGGUUAAACAUCACCACUGUAGAGAUGAGCCUCUGCACGCCCUCUAUGACAACGUGGAGAAACUCUUCCCAGGUUUUGAGAUAGAAACUGUGAAGACCAACCUCCGGAUCCUUUUUGACAAUGCCAUUAAGAAACGUUUGAUGACGGACAGAAGAAUUGGCUGCCUUUUAUCAGGGGGUUUGGAUUCCAGUUUAGUUGCUGCCACCCUGUUGAAACACCUAAAAGAGGCCCAAAUACAGUACCCUCUGCAGACAUUUGCAAUCGGCAUGGAAGACAGUCCGGAUUUACUAGCUGCUAGGAAGGUGGCAAACCAUAUUGGGAGCGAACACCAUGAAGUCCUCUUUAACUCUGAGGAAGGCAUUCAGGUUCUGGAUGAAGUCAUAUUUUCCUUGGAAACUUAUGACAUUACAACAGUCCGUGCUUCAGUAGGCAUGUACUUAAUUUCCAAAUACAUUCGGAAGAACACAGAUAGUGUGGUGAUCUUCUCUGGAGAAGGUUCAGAUGAACUUACUCAGGGUUACAUAUAUUUUCACAAGGCUCCUUCCCCUGAGAAAGCUGAGGAGGAGAGUGAGAGGCUUCUGAAGGAACUCUAUUUGUUUGAUGUUCUCCGUGCAGAUCGAACUACUGCUGCCCAUGGCCUUGAAUUGAGAGUCCCCUUCCUGGAUCAUCGAUUUUCUUCCUAUUACUUGUCUCUGCCACCGGAUAUGAGAGUCCCCAAGAACGGGAUAGAAAAGCAUCUCCUGAGAGAGACGUUUGAGGAUUCCAAUCUGAUACCUAAAGAGAUUCUCUGGCGACCUAAAGAAGCCUUCAGUGAUGGAAUAACCUCAGUUAAGAAUUCCUGGUUUCAGAUUUUACAGGAGUAUAUUGAACAUCAGGUUGAUGAUGCAGUGAUGGCAAACGCAGCCCAGAAAUUUCCCUUCAAUACUCCAAAAACGAAAGAAGGGUAUUACUACCGGCAAAUCUUUGAACGCCACUACCCAGGCCGGGCUGACUGGCUUCCCCAUUACUGGAUGCCCCGGUGGAUCCACGCCACUGACCCUUCUGCCCGCACCCUGACUCACUACAAGGCCGCUGCCAAGGCUUAGGCUCUCUCUGAGCCAGCUGUGCAGGGCACACACACGUUUCUCCUCACUGGGAAGGGUAGGGGGCUCCAGGACUGGAAGGGUCAACCACUUUGGCUUGCAUGAGUGUGAGAAAAAUAAAAGCCUUCAAUUGGAAA